This is a messenger RNA of Suillus subalutaceus, 649 nucleotides long. RefSeq lists its product as uncharacterized. The coding region runs from base 11 to 649 and encodes 212 amino acids. NCBI's taxonomy places the organism in Eukaryota, Fungi, Basidiomycota, Agaricomycetes, Boletales, Suillaceae. The transcript is spliced from 3 exons. The record is from RefSeq and is a predicted model, not a curated record.
UAGUAGUAGUAUGACUGAUACAGUCCUGUGUACCAAGGCUGACUGCCGCAACUUGAAGCAAGGCACUCAGCCACGCAAGGCCAACAAGAACUGCACACGACGCAACUGCAAGCAGUGUUUUGUCACCCAACAGCAUGAAAACUCGACCAUACCACCACUUGCCACCAUUAACCCCACGUCUACUCAACUUGACCACCCUCCAGUUACUGCAUCGAGUCAGUCACUCCCCAGCCACUUCACACGAAACUAUGCUCGGCCGUUAGACCCCAAUUACGCACGGAACUAUGUUCUCGGGCACCAGCGGACAUUGGUGGCUGAGCAACGCUUUCAAGCUGACCAAAGUCUGAGCAUUAUGAUCCGCAAUAUGGUUGAUAUAGUGCUCUGGUUGAAGAACAAUGAACCUCCCCACCUCGCAAAGCUGACAUGCUCCACACCUGGAAAGUUCGUGCCAGGAGACCAUCCGCUAUUGAUGAGAUUCGAGCUCGGGGAUUAUAUUGCAGUAUAUUGCAGUGAUCAGCAUGCCUGGAUCGAGCAAGAUAUCAAGACUCCGCUUCUCAGUCCUCCCAAUUCAACAAUCCUGCUUCGUUCUAUUGAUCUGACCGGACAAUCAUAUGCUACUUGGAUUUGCCGAGAGGGUCUCAUCUCUUAG